CCGAGGCGCUUUCGCUUUCGCUUCCCGGGAGGCGCUUGGGCGGCGCGCGCGAUGGCGGCGGCGUCCGUGGAGGUGCGCGGGGUCCCCGGCGACGUGGCGGACGAGCUGCUGGUGCUCUACUUCGAGAACCGGCGCCGCUCGGGAGGGGGCGCCGUGCAGAGCUGCCGCCGGAGGGGCGCCCGCGCCACGCUCACCUUCGAAAGCGCCGAGGACGCCCAGCGGGUCCUCUCCAGAACGGACCACCGGCUGCAGGACGCCCACCUGACGGUGCACCCAGCUGCCCCUCGGGAUUAUGGGAAGGUGGUCCUGCAAGGCCUGAACCCCCAGACCAGUCAGGACCUGGUGGAGCUUUACGUGGAGAGGAUGUUGAACUGUGAGAGUGGCGUCUGCCCCGUCUUCCGCAGCCACAGAGGGGAUCAGGCCCUGGUGCAGCUGACCAAUCCGCUCAGCAAUGCAGAGUUCCUGGCCUUGGGGGAGCAUGUGCAGAGUCGGCCGCUGGACGGGGCCCACCUGGCGCUGGACUGGGUGGAGCAGACGGACGGCGUGCUGGUGCAGCGUGGGGAGGGCCCCGGCCCCAGCCCCCUCAGUCAGGACCUGCUGGAGCUGUACUUUGAGAGCAAGCGCAGCGGUGGGGGGCCAGUGCGGGCCGUGAGGCUGCUUCAGGGGGCCACGGUGGCUGUCGUCUCCUUCCAGAACCCAGCAGUGGUGGAGAAAGUGCUGCAGAAGACCCACCGCCUCCCAGAUGGCAUCUUGGCUGUCUCCCCCCACUACGACUUCCUGGAGCCCCCAGAGCAAGAAGGAGCCCCUCUGGGGGACACGGGGACCCCCUUUGCCCUCCUUCCCCUCCCGGAAGCCUUCCCCCGGCAGCUGCUGCAGGUGGACCUGGUCCUCCGGGAGCUGAACGCCCCUGCCCCGGAAUGCGUGAUCGCCCUGGGCGAAGCCGGCCUGCGCGUCUCGGGGGGCGACCCACUGCGCCAAAAGUGGCUGCUGGAGCAUGUCCAGGGGGUCCUGCAGAACGUGAUCCCCGAGCGCCUGCCCUUCUCCGCCUGGGUCCUGGACUUCCUUCGGCAGGAGGAUGUGCGGAGUCGCCUGGCGGAGCUGCUGGCCGAGCGGGGGCUGGGCGCCUGCUUCCUCCCCGCUGCGGACGAGGUGGUGGUGGCGGCCCUGAGGCCCGAGACGGCCCGCCUGGCCACCGAGCUGCUGGGCUCCUCCCUGGGCCACUUUGCCCUGCCCUUGUCGGAGAGGCACCUGCCGGCUCUGGCCUCCCCCCGCUGGGCCCAGCUGCAGGGGGCGCUUCCCUGCUGCCUGGUGCGCCUGGACCAGGGCGGGGAGCAGCUGGAGGGCCUGACCCUGGCUGGCAUGGAGCCGGAGAACCGGGCCCGGCUGGCCGCCUUCCUGCAGGAGAGCAUGCCCGACGAGGCCCUGGUGGCCAUGGAGCCGGGCGCUCUGCGCUACCUGCAAAGGUACUACCAGGACGUGCUGGCGGGCAUGGGCAGUGUCACCCUCCUGCCCCUGGAAGGAGACGACGUCACAGGCUUGCGGCUGAGCGGGGAGGCUGGAGCCUGCCAGGCAGCAGCUGAGCUCCUCCAGAGUCUGCUCAGCGCCAUCCACACCCAGACGGUGACGCUGGAGCUGCCGGGCGUCUGCCGCUUCCUGCAGGAGAAACGGGGCCGGGAGACAGUGCAGGAGUUGGAGAGGCGCUUUCGUUGCACCAUCGACCUGGAGAGGGUCCGCUGGAGCCCCCCAGAGACGCAGCACGAACUGGAGGCGUCUCAGGAGCCGCUGGCGGUGAGCUGCCCACGUGAUUCCCCGCGUGGGCAGGAGCGGCUGGGAGCCCCAGUGGGCGCAGCUGGUGAGAGGAGUGACACCAACUUGGAAGAGAUCAAGGGUCUGCUGGCUGCCCUCCAGGCUCCCAGGCGGGGGUCCUGGUCCUUGGAGAACGUCAAGGUGGAAGAGGAAGAACAGGAGGACCUGUACACGGCCCCUGAGCCGCCCUCGCAGGCGGCAGAGGCGGCCCCUGCAGCUGCCAGGGCAGAGGGCAGUGAGGCCGCGGCGGAGGAGGAGGAGGGGGCGCUGGAGGAAGGACCCCUGGCCCUGCGGAGCAGCGCGGCCGAGGAGGAAGAGGAGGCGCAGCUGCUGCUGGCCAUCCAGCAGUCGAUGGACAGUGCCCGGCAGGAGGAAGAGGAGCUGCGCCGGGCCAUGGAGCUCUCCCUUACCAGCUGGGUGCAGGAGCAGGCGCCCAGCGCGGACGCCACCCUCCUCUCGGCCCUCAGCAUCUCCCUGGAGGACGCCAGGCAGGCGGCCGACUCGGCCCAGGUGGCCGUCUUCCUGGGAGCAGAGGAGGACGUGGCCCCCCUGGCCCAGGAGCUGAAGGAUGCCCUGCGGGCCCAGCUGCGGGAGGAGACGGUGCCCCACGCCGCCCUGCGCUCCCUGGCGCCGCCCUGCCUCGCCUACCUGGCCCACCUGGAGCGGAAGCACGCCGUGCGGAUCUCGCUGGACGGGGAGGUGGCCGUGGUGCGAGGCUUUGCCGACUACCCCGUGGCCGCCACGCGCGACCUGGCGCUGCUGCUCACCCGGCUGCUGCGCACGGAGACCGCCGGGGAUCCUGGCAAUGCCUGCUGGGUGCAUUGGGACCCCCAGGGGUCCUCCACCCCCUACUCGGCACAGGCCAGCGCCCUUCUGGAACAGGCGUGGGGUCGGGGGCUCAAGCACCUGGACAUCUUCUUUGACGGGCGUCCCUUCGCCAUUGACUUUGAGCGCAUGGAGGAGUACGACCUUGGCAGUGCCCGCACUGUGCCCAUUGGCCGCCUCCCAGGUCCUUCUGGCCCUGUGGGGCUGGACGAUGGGGAGGCCAGGCUGGUGCAGCUUGUGGAGGGAACAGAGGAGUUCCGGGAGACGGUGCGCCAUUUCUACGACACCCUGGAGGAGAUGCACAACAAGAUCCGCAUUGUCAAGGUGGAGAAGCUGCUGCACCCUCUUCUCUACCAGCAGUACCAGCUGAAGAAAGUGGCCCUGCUGAACGUUUGUGGGCGCCGGGACGUGGAGCGCAUCCUCUUCCACGGCACCACGGAGGAGUCGAGCCGCGAGAUCUGCCUGCACGGCUUCAACCGUAGCUUCUGCGGAAAGAACGCCACACGCUACGGCCACGGGGUCUACUUUGCUGUCAAGGCCGUCGUCUCGGUGCAGGAGAUGUACUCCCCCGCCAGCAGCGAUGGCAACAAGUACAUCUUUGUGACGCAGACGCUGACCGGGGACUACGCACUGGGCAAGCCGGGCAUGCGGGCGCCGCCCCUGCGGGAAGGGGACGCUGUGCCGCGGCGCUACGACAGCACCGUGGACAACCUCCAGAAUCCAGCCAUCUUUGUCAUCUUCAACGACACUCAGGCUUAUCCUCAGCACCUCAUCACCUGCCGCUGGUCCAAGCAGCCCUAGGGGGGGGGCCUGCGAGGGCUGCUGUUCCUCUCUCCCCCCGGGCUGCCAGGUGGGCAAGGAUGCCCUUGGCCAGACUUUCUGAUUUGGGCCUUCCUGAGGUGGCAGAGGAGUCUCCACUGGGCACCAGCCUUUGUUCAGACUAGGUCUCCUAAGGGCCCCGCUUUCAACAAAUUACCUCUUUUUUUGGGGGGAAGGGGGCUGCUGAUUCUGCUGCCACCUACUUGGGGCAUCACUUUGGGGUACUUUGAAGGAUGGAGAAGCCAUGCAUUAAAAGGCACACAAGGAAAAGUCAAAGCAGAGCCUGUCUUGCUUGGGGGGUGCCUCUCCACCCCCCCUUCCUUUGCUCCUUGGCUUGGCAAGAGCAGCAGAGACCAGCCUGGCAGGGAGAGUCUCAGGCUCCGCAGGUUCUUGGCAGGAUCCUGCAGUGGCCAGACAAGGGCCAGCUUAGGUGGGGAUGGGGGGGCAGUGGAGACAGGCUGCCUCUGUGCCUUUGCCCCCCAAGAAGCCCAGCGUCCUGCAGACAACUUUGGCACGUUGGCGCAUAUUCUCGUUCCAGCCUUUGAAUCUGGCUUCCCUCCCUCCUACAGCCUGAGAGUAGCCUGGAGGGGAGAGGAAUUGGAGAAUUGUAGCGCCCGAAGGGACCCCCGGGGGCCAUCUAGUCCAACCCCCUGCAAAGCAGGAAUUGCAGCUUGAUUAUCCCUGACGGAUGGCCAACCCAUCUCUGUUUAGAAACCUUUCAAACAUUUAGACAGGAUCUCCUUUCUUGUCAUUUGAAGCCAUGCGUUCGAGUCCUGCCCUCCAGAAGAAAAGAAAGCAAGCUUGCUCCAUCUCCAUCUCCCCUCCCUCUCCAGGCUAAACACCCCCAAGUCCCUCAACUGUUCCUCAUCAGUUUUGGUUUCCGGGAGCAUAAUCUGACCAGGUCCUCCUGUUUGUUUCUGGAGCUCAACGCAGCCCUGGCUUUGCUUGGCCUCAGACAGAGACCACGGAAACAGAGAGAGCUUUUCCCAUCUCCUCCUGAGCUUCCUCCUGGGCCUGGGGCAGCACUUGUUUCCCGAGAGCUGGAGGGAGCAGCCAUGGGGCUGGGGGCUCCUCCCUCCUGGCGCUGCAGAACUGAACUGGGCACCUUCCAGGGCAGGCGGCAGUGGCUUCUCUGGCUAGCAGGAGUUUCCAGUUCCUUCGCACACCACAAGGGGGUGCUCUCGUCUCGCCCACCUUGGCCGCUUGAU
Molecule: messenger RNA, 4658 nt
Organism: Zootoca vivipara (common lizard)
Lineage: Eukaryota; Metazoa; Chordata; Lepidosauria; Squamata; Lacertidae
Gene: PARP10
Product: poly(ADP-ribose) polymerase family member 10
Biological process (GO): negative regulation of gene expression; protein poly-ADP-ribosylation
Cellular component (GO): nucleus; cytoplasm
Molecular function (GO): NAD+ poly-ADP-ribosyltransferase activity; transcription corepressor activity; nucleic acid binding
Source: RefSeq, a predicted model, not a curated record